Messenger RNA from Xenia sp. Carnegie-2017, 2324 nucleotides. RefSeq lists its product as uncharacterized. The coding region runs from base 212 to 1954 and encodes 580 amino acids. The record is from RefSeq and is a predicted model, not a curated record. The transcript is spliced from 3 exons. Lineage: Eukaryota; Metazoa; Cnidaria; Anthozoa; Malacalcyonacea; Xeniidae.
UCAGAGCCAUUUUGAAGUUAACGGUUGUAUUUAACCAUUCAAUUUUAACACAAAUCUGCAAUUUUAUGAAGAAGAAGGAAGAAGUAGGCGUUGAGGUGAAGAAAUAGACGUUUUGGUCAAUCAUUUGGCCGCCAACUUUUUGCGGAUUGCAAUUAUUUUUGAGUAAUGAGAAGACUGUCAAUUUUACUCUCGAUUUCUGUAGUUUGAUGAAAUGGCUUCACCGCCCAAAAAACUGAAGAUUGAGGCAAAUGGAUCUCGUUUGAGCAAACUUUUAAUUAAUAAAGGUACACAAGGUAUGAAAUAUACAUUGCAAUGUUUUAUAAACCAAUCAAAUUUGCCUGCUCAACUGAACGAUGCUGUCAACAAGAAUACAUUGAAAUCUUUAAAAUACAAAGUCAUCAGCCGAAAGCAAUGGGACCUUCUUUACCCUCCAACUGGUUCACCAAAUAUUGAAAACUUUGAUAUCUCAUUAUUGACUGUCUUAUUGCGAAAUAUAUGUGGUCUAACAGCGCCAUGUAGUGGAUGGGAUAAUCUGCCUCCACCUUCAGACAACUCAGUUUCAGCAAAUGUUGCAAGAAUAAAGUUUUAUCGAAACAAAGUGUACGGUCACAUUACCACAACUAGUUUGGAUGACAAUGAGUUUGAGCUCUUGUGGCAGGAAAUUUCAAAAGCGUUGGUUGGUCUUGGUAUUCAACAAACUGAAGUAGAUGAAAUGAAGGAAGCUCCUCUAAGUCCAGAUGAGGCAAAUUACAUUGAAAUGUUAAGAGGCUGGUAUACCAAAGAACAAGAAUUAAUCGAAAUGGCUGAGAAGACCAAAAUUAUCGCUUUAAAUACGAAUGAGAAAGUUGAAGAAAACAAAAAAGUUGUUGAAGGAAUAAAAAAUGAUGUAGCUAGAAUCAAAGAGGAAGUAAUAGCAACAAAAGCCGACAUAGCGGGAAUAACGUUUCAUGAAAUAACUUCUUCAGAUGUCGAAAAGCUUGGAAAGUGUAAUUUCAAUGGUCUGAUAAAAGAUCUUAACAAGAAAUACUCUCAAGGCACUAGACAAUGGUUAUUUGAAAAACUUAACGCUUGGUUUAACGAAAAAUAUGAAGAUGCUUCUAAUGUCAUGGUUUGGAUCGCUGGUCCUGGUGUCGGUAAAAGUGUAUUUUCAGCUGAGGUGUGUCGAAGAUACUCUGAGAAGAAGAAGCUUGCUGCUUGUCAUUUCUGCAAGUAUAAUCGAUCAGACUAUAGAGAUCCUCGAAUGUUGGUAGAGUCAUUGGCCAGUACCAUGUGUGAUACAAUAUCUGGUUUUAAUUCUAAACUGAAUGAAGCAUUGAAGAGAAACCAUUCCAAAGCAUCAAUCGCUGAUGCAUUCCUUGUUUUGUUAAACAAUCCAUUGCAUUCUCUGAAAGAUCAUGAACCAAUGCUUUUGGUCAUUGAUGCAUUAGAUGAAAGUCAAGUUAACGGCAAAAGUGAAUUAUUAGAAUUGAUUGCAGAGGAAUUCGGCCAACUACCAAAAUGGAUUAAAAUCUUUAUCACUAGUCGUCCAGAACUUCCCCUUCAAAAGCAAUUGAAAGAAAUGAAUCAUAUGAAAAUAACAACUCAACCUCGUGAUAGAAACAACGAAGAAGAUCUGCAAAAGUAUUUGAAAUAUCAAUUAAACAGUUGUUGCUCUGGGAACUCUAAUUUUUUUGUUUCUGACUACGUUUUAGGAUUGUUAGUUGAAAAAUGUAAAGGUUCUUUUCUUUAUGCUUAUCACGGACAAGCAGAGCUGAAGAGGGAAAAUAUUGAACUUACCAGCGAGAGUAUUAAAGGAUUAGUCCCUCACGGCUUAAGUUGUUUCUAUAAAAAAGAAUUUCAUCGAGUAAAAGCGUCAUUAAAGAAGAUAAGUUUUUCAACGCAGAGUAUUGCAGUAACAAGUCUCAUAGAAUUACAGGCAUUUCAUUACAUAAAAGCCAAAACGACGAGUCUUUGAGAAGAAUUUGAGUUAAAUUUGUUCAGACGAAGCGCGCAAACUUUAAUCCGAGUUCGCGCGAAAUUCGAUUUAUGAUUUGUUCGAAUCACUUCUCAGAUGAUUGUUUUGAGCGUUUAUUCCAUUUGGGUGGUAUGACUAGACGGCUCAAACCUGGUGCCGUACCUACUAUUUGGAAGAAAUCACAAACACCAACCACGUCAAGAGAGCGGCGUCAGGUUAGCACAAGUUGCAAUUAUUAUAUACUUACACAUAUUGCAGAUGAUAAAUUUUCACAAUUUGAGAGAACCAAUAAUACAUACAGGCAAACUUUCAAUAUAUAAUAUACAUUUAUACUAAGGUUUUAAAGGAAAUACAAAAUGAAGUGUCUGUA